CCUAUCAAAACCCAGAAAAAAAAUGGAAGAAUAAAAGAGAAAUAAAUAAAUAAUAGUUUUAAUUAAAUAUUUUUUUUUCAUGAAAGAAAAUAGAGAAAGCAGAGGAGAGCAUAGUAAUUGGAGAUGGAAGAAGAAGAGACCCUCUCUCUACCAUUUCAACUCCUCACAAGUUCACAACUUUUUCUCUUGUUACAACUAAAUCUUCUCAGUUUCAGAGCUUCUGUUCCAAGUGUGUGAAAGGGUCGCCUCUGAAACCCUCGAAUUUCUCUCUGUCUCUCUGCUUGUGCUGCUUUCUGUAUAGCAUGAGAGGAUGUGCUGUGUAUCUGAGGGGUUAAAGCCCAUUUCGAAUCUGAUUUUGUCUGUUAUUCCUAAAGAAGAAAGUAGACACCCGAGCAUAACCAUGAAUCACUUGACUGUUGAGACGGAAGAUACAUUUGCGAGCUUGCUUGAACUCGCUGCUAACAACGACACUGAGGCAUUCAAGCGAUCAAUUGAGUGCAACCCAUCAUGUGUUGAUGAGGUUGGACAAUGGUAUGGCCGGCUGAAGGGCUCCAGCCAGAUGGUUAAUGAGCACAGGACCCCUUUAAUGGUUGCGGCUAUAUAUGGUAGUAUAGAUGUUAUGAGAUUGAUUCUGUCUCUAUCAGAUGCAGAUGUCAAUCUCUCCUGUGGUCUUGAUGGAAGCACCGCCCUUCAUUGUGCUGCCUCAGGUGGAGCUGUGAAUGCUGUGGACGUUGUGAAACUGCUUUUAGCAGCAGGCGCUGAUCCAAACUUGGUAGAUGCCAAUGGUCAUCGUCCUGUUGAUGUUAUUGUUGUUCCUCCAAAGCUUCGAGAUGUAAAGUCAACUCUUGAAGAACUACUUGCUACUGAUGGUUUUAUUAAUGACAGCAAAACAAGAGAGUCAAUAUCCACUUCAAAUUCAAAUUCUCCACCUCUUUCACCUUCUUUGAAAAAUGGGUUCUUGUCAUCUUCUAUGGAUUUGGUGCGGAAACUGAAGAUGGAUGAUGUCCCAAUGGCUCCUGCAUCAGAGAAGAAAGAGUACCCUGUUGACCCAUCUCUACCAGACAUUAAGAACAGCAUCUACUCGACUGAUGAAUUCCGUAUGUAUUCCUUCAAAGUUCGGCCUUGUUCACGUGCCUACUCUCAUGAUUGGACAGAGUGCCCUUUUGUUCAUCCAGGAGAAAACGCUCGAAGAAGGGAUCCUAGAAAGUUCCACUACAGUUGUGUUCCAUGUCCUGACUUCAGGAAGGGGACUUGUCGACGUGGAGAUAUGUGUGAAUAUGCUCAUGGGGUUUUUGAAUGUUGGCUACACCCAGCACAAUAUAGAACACGGCUUUGCAAGGAUGGUAUCAAUUGUGCAAGGAGGGUUUGUUUCUUUGCCCACAAAGCUGAGGAACUGCGGCCCUUAUAUGUCUCCACUGGCUCUGCUGUUCCCUCUCCUCGGUCUCUCAACUCUGGUGCUGCUGCCAUGGAUUUCGCUGCAGCCAUGAGCCUUUUACCUGGAUCUCCUUCAUCAGUGUCUGUCAUGUCUCCAUCACCUUUCACCCCACCAAUGUCUCCAUCUGCCAAUGGCAUGCCAGACUCUUCUGUAGCUUGGCCACAACCAAAUAUUCCUGCAUUGCAUCUCCCUGGAAGCAAUCUUCAAUCUAGUCGAUUGAGAUCUUCCCUUAAUGCUAGAGAUAUGCUAGCAGAGGAAUUUGGCAUGCUGCCAGAUUAUGAUGUGCGACAACAGCACAUCAUAAACGAGUUAAGUAGUCUCUCUCAGUCAUCUCUGAGCUCCUCACUGAAUCGUUCUGGUCGAUUGAAGACCCUAACGCCUUCAAAUCUUGAUGACCUCUUUUCUGCCGAGGGCUCAUCUCCCCGUUACCCUGAUCAAGCAUUGGCUGCAGCUGUUCUCAAUCAGUUUCAGCAACAGCAGAGCAUGUUAUCACCGAUCAAUACUAAUUUUUCCCCUAAAAAUGUUGACCAUCCUCUACUGCAGGGCUCUUUUGGCGUUCCCUCAUCUGGUAGGAUGUCUCCCAGAAAUGUGGAACCUAUCUCACCUAUGGCCUCUCGAGUGUCCAUGUUAGUUCAACGUGAGAAGCAGCAACAGCAGUUUCGCAGCCUCAGCUCUCGGGAGCUUGGCUCCACUUCUGCUGCCAUUGUGGGCUCCCCUGUGAAUUCUUGGUCAAAAUGGGGAUCUUCCAAUGGGAAGCCUGACUGGGCAGUUAGUACAGAUGAAUUGGGUAGACUCCGCAGGUCAUCUUCAUUUGAGCUUGGCAAUGGAGAGGAGCCUGACCUUUCAUGGGUUCAAUCUCUUGUUAAGGAAUCUCCAUCUGAUGUGAAAGAAAAACUUGCACUGACUAAUUCCGCCGAUGCAACCUUUGAUUCUUUGAGUGAGGAUUCGAGUUUGAACCCACAAAUGGAACCAGCUGAUCAUGCUAUGGUAGGAGCGUUACUUGAGCAAAUGCGGAUUGAUCAACUUGUGGCUCAGCAAAACUGAAAAAUAUUUUUUGAGUCAUGAGUGGGCAAACAACAUAAGGUUUUGGUAAAUACUAUAAGCUUAUUUUUCUUGGAAUUUUGUUGGUGGGUAUGAAAGGUAACAGUAACAAAGGAAGAAAUCAGGGGAGGAAAAAUCAGUUACGGUAUAUUCAUUUCAUCAUUGAUUGUUAUAACAGAAUUUAGAGAAGGGUGGGAAAGCCUUCCUGGGUUAUAUUCAAAAUGUUAAUCCCAGGCAAGGUGUUUCUCUUUUUGGCCCUCCGAUAUUUUCAAUUUUUAUCUCUCUAUUAUUGUCAUUUUUUUGCCUUAUAUUAUUAGCAACCUGUUGAAUUAUAAUAAGUGCUGAAAGACUGAAAGUCCUCUUGGUAUAUAUUCAUUCAUUGUCACCUUUGGAACCAAUGUUUUUGGGUGCUAUCAGUUGUGGAAGAUCUUGAAUAUGAAUAAAAGAAUAAUGGGUUGAUGAUGAA
Tripterygium wilfordii is the source of this 2942-nucleotide messenger RNA. RefSeq names its product zinc finger CCCH domain-containing protein 30-like. The transcript has 2 exons. Gene Ontology annotation, molecular function: metal ion binding; protein binding. The coding region runs from base 311 to 2479 and encodes 722 amino acids. Lineage: Eukaryota; Viridiplantae; Streptophyta; Magnoliopsida; Celastrales; Celastraceae. The record is from RefSeq and is a predicted model, not a curated record.